Messenger RNA from Sorghum bicolor (sorghum), 1625 nucleotides. Its product is annotated as monoacylglycerol lipase. Gene Ontology annotation, molecular function: lipase activity. Lineage: Eukaryota; Viridiplantae; Streptophyta; Magnoliopsida; Poales; Poaceae. The coding region runs from base 219 to 1433 and encodes 404 amino acids. The record is from RefSeq and is a predicted model, not a curated record. The transcript has 7 exons. Gene Ontology annotation, cellular component: membrane.
GCGGGGGCGCGGGCAGGGCACCAGCAAGGCCGAAUCCCAGGAAGAAACCAACCAGCCCAGCCGCGCGCCACCGUCUCCUUCCUCAGUCUUCCCUCCCCCUCCUAUAAAUACGCGCCACCGCGUAAACAGCCAAGAAAAAGUAAAAGGGAGGAGGAAAAAAAAGAGAAGGAAGCAGAGCCAACAGGGAAGGGAAGGGGUCCAGGGCCGGCGGGGCGACGAUGGAGAGGACCGGCGGUGGCGGUGGCGGCCGCGGGGACGAGAUGAUGAUGACCUCGGGCGCGACGGGCCGGAUCGUGCCGGUGUUCCGCUCCGUGCUGUCGCGGCGCGCGCUGCUCCGCGUCGCCGUCGCGCUGCACUCGCUCUUCCUCUGGCUGCUUCUCCUCGCCCGAGGCCUCCGCCUGCGCCGGGCGGGGUCCGAGACCUCCGCGUCGGCGUUGGAGGCGGGAGCGGGGGGCGGGUCCUGGAACGCAAGGCGGCGGCGGCGGCUGCAGGCCGCGGAGGAGGAGGACGUGCGCCGCCGCAGGGCGCUCGCGGAGGAGGUGCCGAUGGAAGAGGUGGACCGGGGCACCAGGUGGGCAACGUUCCUCGUCACCGGGGCCAGGAGGAACGCGCUCUUCUGCCGCCUCUGGGCGCCGGCCGCCGACGAGAUGAGGGGCAUUUUGGUCAUUAUACAUGGGCUGAAUGAGCACAGUGGAAGGUACUUGCACUUUGCUGAGCAGCUGACAGCAUGUGGUUUUGGAGUGUACGCAAUGGAUUGGAUAGGGCAUGGUGGAAGUGAUGGCCUGCACGGCUAUGUGCCUUCACUAGAUUACGUUAUCGAAGACAUUGAAGUGCUUCUUGACAAAAUUAUGAUGGAGAAUCCAGGGGUCCCUUGUUUCCUCCUCGGUCACUCCACUGGAGGGGCCGUAGUCCUGAAGGCAUCUCUGUACCCUCAUAUCAGAGAGAAACUGGAAGGCAUCGUUCUGACAUCACCCGCGCUGCGUGUGAAGCCUGCUCAUCCUAUUGUUGGGGCUGUGGCGCCCAUCUUCUCUCUGGUGGCACCCAAGUUCCAGUUCAAAGGCGCCAACAAGAGGGGCAUCCCUGUCUCCCGCGACCCUGCGGCGCUGCUGGCCAAGUACUCGGACCCACUGGUGUACACGGGGCCGAUCAGGGUGCGGACGGGGCACGAGAUCCUUCGCAUGUCCUCGUACCUGCUGCACAGCCUGAAGAAGGUGACCGUCCCGUUCAUGGUGCUGCACGGCACCGCUGACCGGGUGACGGACCCGCUGGCGUCGCGGGAGCUCUACGGCGCGGCGGCGUCCAUGCACAAGGAGCUGCGGCUGUACGACGGAUUCUUGCACGACUUGCUCUUCGAGCCCGAGCGCGACGAGGUCGGCGCCGAGAUCAUCGGCUGGAUGGACGGGAUGCUCCGGCUCCGGCGGCAGACCGGAUGAAUGGCCGGCCGCAAGGGAGCAAGGGCAAAGGUGGGGUUGUGUUGUGUCUCGGUUCUUGAUGGUGUCUCUUCAAGGUAGUAUCUAUAGAUUUGUGUACGGAGAUGGAUACAUUUGUGUUCUGUAACUACAGUACGUGUCUAUCUAUCUAAAUAACAGCGCGAAGAGGAGUAUGGAUUGUUUGUUUUGGUGUCA